AUGAACGCACCAAUCCAGUCUCCCAAGCGCCAGGACUCCACGUCCUCCAUCUCCUCCUCAUCGUCGCACAUGUCCACAAACCAAAUGAUGGCGCCACCCCAACCCAACGGCCAGCAGCCCCCUUCAACCGAGGCCUUCCUCCGCGACUUCACACUCGUCGCCGAGGCCGCAAAACGUGCCCAGAUGGCCGUCAUGAUGCGCGACUUUGAGUCUUGCGGGCUCUCAUAG
Messenger RNA from Colletotrichum abscissum, 228 nucleotides. RefSeq lists its product as uncharacterized. NCBI's taxonomy places the organism in Eukaryota, Fungi, Ascomycota, Sordariomycetes, Glomerellales, Glomerellaceae. The record is from RefSeq and is a predicted model, not a curated record. The transcript has a single exon. Bases 1 to 228 code for a protein of 75 amino acids.